GCUUUGCUUUCCUGGGUCAUCCAUUCCCCGGUCAGCCUACUCGGACGAGCAAAACCUGGCCUCGGCGACCCCCUCCCGAGCUCCGCCCGAGGCGCCCAUCAGUUGCAAACAAGGUGCUAAUUGGCCUCCUGGGAAUCCGAGACAGUCCCCGCCCCACGAAAGCCCCACCGAAGAAUUAGGCGCUUUGGAGGGGCGCGGAGACUUCGCCUCGCUCCAGGCCGCGGCUUUGCAGUGAAGCAGCCAUGUUGGGUUCCUCUGCAGGAUGUCAAGGGACAGGAGCACAGCCUGGAGUCCUGCCCUUUGCCCAGAGAAGAGUUUUAUGCCCUCCUACCAUCUCAGGAAGAGUUGCCAAAAGACAGACAUGGCCCAUUCUCUUUACCAUUCUUGCUCUUUUCAUUACCACUGCCGCGAGCAAGGAAGAUCAUGCCUUUUUAAAUACAGUUUCUGGUACCAGCUGGCCAACUUCUAGGGUCACAAUCAUCUCUACUGAAAAACCCACAAACCUUGGAUACACCCAACCGGGCCAACAAAGAAAGGACUCGGCUUUUACUAGAUCAUUUCAUCGAACUGGGGUAGGUCAGAUAAAUGCUAGCCAGCCUCAUACCCCUCCUCCUGAACAUGCUGAUACUCUCAGUGAUAAGGGAAAAAGGACCGAAAGACCUUACUUAACAUCAGCUAGUGUUAACUCAAUGGGUACAAGUCUUCAGGACUUAGUUUCUCCCAUUGGAACAGCUUCUCUUGGUACUACUGAGGGAGGAUCAGUGUUUCUUCAUUCAAGUAGUGAAGGAGUAGCCCAUAGUUCUGCUGCUUCCAAGCUCUUCAAACCUCCUACCAGUAUCUUACCUGGUUUCACUUCUAUUCCAUCUUACGUUGCAAGCUCAAGGAAGAUGCUCUUUGAGCAGACUACCAUGUAUAAUGAAGAAUAUGAUACUGCUCAACUGGUUGCUACCAGCCCCCCUACAGGUGUCACCAUUCCUGUAACUCAACACCUCUCCUCCCUUUGGGUCUCUCCUAGAUACUCAGUUGAAACCAUAGCUCAUGUUGCUGUGCCUACUUCUAUAACCUUGACAAGAUUGGAGUCAGAAAAGACCACUGGUGUUUCUACUGGGCAGCAACUGGAACCUCUGAACAUCCAUUUUUCUUCACAUGGACCCAUUUCCAGAAUUAUUGAGUCACAUGAGGUUUUUCCUCUGUCAACUGCAAUUGAUAGAUCCCAUCCUGAUCCAGAGAAUUCCACAACAAUCCAUAUGGGAAUAGCUGUUCCUUAUGAAGAAAGUGACAUAGUCCCACCUAUCCAUAGCUUUGUUACAGUAGUGAGUUCUUCAGGCCAACAAUCCACGGCAGAUUCCAUCUUGCAGGGAUCUCAACAACUUGAAGUCGGUUUUACGUUGCCAUUGAGAAAUGCCAGCAUUGGUGUAGGUUUCUUGAAUCAUCAGACUUCAAGAUCUUCACCACUUAGCACGCUGCUUUCUGGAAGUGCUAAAACUGGGUUUAGGGUUCCCCUUCUCCAGACAGGUCUGUUGGAAACUACAGCUAACACUAUUGAUUACAGGAAGCCAUUGAAGACUGAAUAUCAUGGAAGAAAGGGACAGACCACAGCAGGUAUGAAAGAGAUACCUACCUCAAAGUCUCCUUUUACUGCUGUGGAGACUGAUUCAAUCAGAGAACUGGCCAGUGUUCAACCAGUAGAUGCUUUGCCAAAGAGGGGAACUGGAGCUACUCCAUUGUCUUCAACAUCGAAGGAGUCUUCUGAGCCUGAAACAAUUACAGAUUUCUUGGUGACAAAAGUAGUUAGUCUUGGUACUGAAAAAAAUGACUCUACUCUUCCAUCACUCCCAUAUUUAGAUACGGUAGCGUUUCUACAGCCAAUUAGAGCAAUCUCGGCUGGAAUGACACAUACUGGUCUUCCAGGAGGACAUACCACUAGUGCUACAGUGGAGUCUUUUGAUAGUCCUUCUACUGAACAGAAACAUGCCAGUCCAUCACUGUCUCAUGCCACAGUUUCUCUUCCAGAUCUGGUAGAACUUGAUAGAUCGUUAGUCAUGCCAUCCCAUGGCUCUUUAUCAGCAAACUUUACAUCCAUUCCCUUCUCUAGAAUCAGUGUUCCUGAGUCAACUUUGAAAAUGUAUAUUAACAUUACAGAGGGCUAUUUGGCUAGGAAGGGGCAGAUGGUGCCUAGAACUACACUGCCGUUGAGUGCCACCCAAACAGCCACACCACUUUCUCUAGAAUCAAGUAAUACAAUGGGUGGAGUAGCACCGUUCUUACCUACAAAAGCUCCUAAAGUUGGUGUAAAUACGUCUGCUGUGAUGUUUGACUUGGGGAGUGAGUUGGGAUACAAGGUUACAGGUACCUCCACUGCAGAUGUCCUACAAAGGAUUGGCACAACAGCUUUGCACAUACGCAGCUCGAGAUUCACCAAAUCCAAUAACUCUGAGGUUCCUGCACAUCCAUCAUCUGUCCUCGAGACCAAAUCCACCCAGGCAACCCCUGUGUUUUCUGCUACAACUACACUAUUGACCAGUCUAAGAACUCUUCCAGUUGAGUCAAAAUCUACUAAAAGAACCACUUGUGAGAACAUCCCUUGCCCAGUGAGUGUCUUCACACCAUCUCAGAGUACAUCGGGUCAAGUCAUUACAUCCUCACCAUUCUUGACUAGAAAGUUUUUGAUUACUAUCUUGGGGACAGUGGAUCCCAAUAAGAAUGUGACCCCUGCUGCUCUUGAUGCCAGGGUGUCCAGGUCAGAAGAGAUAGAGACAACUGUGUUACCCAGAACAAAAACCGUGACUGGAGUCCAACAUGAUCACGCUUCACAACAGCCCAGGUCCAAAUUCACAACUCCACUGUUGAACCAGUCAGUGAAGAAGAAUUUGAUCCUAAGUAAACCCAUCUCACCUGUUCCAACAGUGCAUACUCUAUCUUUGUGGUUUCGUCUCAUCAAAAUACAAUAUAAACACUCCUUGAAGAACAGGUCUUCUAAAAGCUACAUGAAACUGGAAAAAGAAAUUAAGUUAACAUUAAACAAGAUACUAUCUACCUAUGAGAGCUUUCUGCAAACAAAGAUUCUCCAUUUCUUCAAUGGAUCCGUGACAGUGGAGAGCCAGGUGGUCUUCCGGGCAACGGGCCCUCUUCCCACCCCCUCUGACAUCAUCCGGACAAUUGUGACAGAGGUUGAGCUCCGGGGAAUGGAUGCCUUUUUUGACUGGAGGAUGGAUGUGAAAUCUUUGCACUCAAAUGGAUUCAGCUUGAAAAAUCUAGAACCUGAGAACUUGGCCAUAUCUUUCACUCUACUGGGACUGAGGUCCACAUCAGCCUUUGGUGACAAGAUCCUUGGAGAACACUUGGAAAGUGUGAAAAUCAAGAUGAAACAUUUGCUUGGAACCCGAUAUGCAGUUCAUUUGAUCUCACUUGUUGACCUCAGAAAUAUCCAAGGUGGCAUUGGUAUAAAUGGAAAUAUCUUCAUCAAGAGUGAUGCUCAUGUGGACAUUGGCUGGGCUCUGAAAGCACUGACUGGGCUUUCAAACUUCUCAGUGGACCUCAUCUCGCUCUCCAUCAAUGGUUCAAGGCUCAGUCUUCAGGUCUUUCCAGUUUCAUUCUUGGUAACCAACAGAAUAUUCAAUGAGAAGAUGUUGGACCGUUCUUCUGUAGAACAUCAGAACAUUGCAAAGGAUCUUUCUGAUACACUUACACGUAUACUUGGCAAAUAUGAAAAUCUCCUCCAAGUGGCAAUCCGUAAGAUCACAGGUGGCUCUCUGGUUUGUCACGGGGAUGUGAUAUUCCAGCGUCCAGCUCCAAGCAACAAGGAUGUCCUACAGACCCUGGCAUUCUCGGUUGGCCCAAAGGGUUACCUGGAUUCAUCAAGCUUUCAAGUGGAUCCAUUCUCCUUUACUGUCGCAGGUGCUGGGCUGGAGCCUUCCUUGAAAAAAUCAGGUGUUCCUGGCUAUGCUGUAGCCCUCAUCAUCUUGUGUCUCCUCGCUUUAAUUGCUGUCCCCAUCUUCAUUUGGCUGCCAAAAGCGCUUGGCCGGCGAGACAAGAUUACAAUUAACGGAGCGCGUGAUAUUGAAGUAGAUGUAGAGGCAUUUGAGCUGGAUAAUCCAGGAUACCAUGCGACUAUUGAAGAGGAAGAGAGCAACCAUUCCUGCGUUCUCAUGGAAGCCAUUGGCUAAAGGGAUGAUGAUCUUCCCAUGAAGAGGAGCCAUUUUAGUCCAUCCUGAGUUAAGGCCCUUAUCAACAAUGGUGACUCCUGAAGGGCCCAAAGUAUUGAAUUGCCAACAGUGACUUCCAAAUAUGUAGGGUUACUCCUACAGAUCUCAAAGCAAAGUGAAUCUUCCUGCAUCUUCAGCAAGAUUGGAAGGAUACCGGAAUGUCUGAACCGGAACAAAAACAUAGCCGUUCCUCUUUGUCAAUGCCACGAUUCAUAACUGGACAAUUUAUUAAAUUGGAAUUUGAGUUUUAUUACAUGGAAAAACAAACUCUCUGAAACCAGACAUGUCAAAGGCAGCUGGCUCUGUUCUGUUAUGAGCUUUUAAGGAAGGGCAGUUUGGAUGCAGAACUCAUGCAGGCUGGCCAAAGUUUCUACCAUUCUUCUGCAUCCGUGGCUAGAUGUCCACACGCAGAUGUUUUCUCCAAAAGUAGCAUCACAGCUUCUUUUAUUAUACUAAGUUGGAUCUUUUAAACGAUGUCUUUAAAGUAUUUCUUACUAUCUUUGCACCAAAGAGAAUGAAACUAUUCUGUUUUUCUAAUUUUUCAGAUGUAAAAGUUCAGUGUUGGGGGGCGGGAAACUCUGGUUAGUUAGAUUUUGAAUUUUCUUUAAGGUGGGGAAAGCCUUGGAGUAGGAAAAAAAUGGCUUUUGGUUUAAAUACCUGAUGGUUACAUUUCAACACCUACAAAUCUGGAAGCUGUGAAAACAUUACCCUUCCAGGAAUCUGAAGGAACUUGGCACUGCAGCUUUUUUUAUUUUUUAAAACACAUUAUAUUCAUAGCCUGUGCAAACCAGGAAAAAUGCAAUUUGAAGGAUUGGCUGGAUUUGAAAAAUCGAUUGGAUGAUUCAGAUCAGUUCAGGACAACUGAUCCAAAUGUCCAAACUGAUGGAGAAAAGACAAUUUCUGUGCUCAAACCAAAAUACCCUGGCAGUUACUCAAUUCAGCUCUCCAGUAAGGUUGAUUCAAUGCACAGAUUGAAUUGGAUUGACUCCAAAUUAAAUCUUUGCAGAACCAGAGUAUGCACGUACCAGCUCCUUGCUGCUAUUCUGAGCUGAAUUGGGGUCUUUCUGCCUCUUUUUUGCUUCCUAAGAUAACACCAGCACGAAAUCAACACUAGUCUUCCAACCAAAGCUCGAUUCUCCAAAGUUGCUUUUCAGGAUUGUUUGGAAUUCCGAAACCUUUACUGUAUGUCCAGCGCACUCUUUAAGAAGCAAGCAAACCAGAAUUGUAGAUGAACCAACUAAGGCAAAGUGGAUCUUUUGCUUAAAUUUAUUAUUGUGAUGAUGUAGAGAACCAGUAACUUUAAUUCUUCCUUUCGUUUUAUUGCUGGCUUGGCAAUCGUCCUAGCUUAAUUGCCUUAUUCUGUUACAUAGCUUUCCAGAUGUUGUUAACAUCUACAUCCCCCAUCAGUCCCAGGAAGGAUGGGAGUUGCAGUCUAAACAUUCCUGAAGUUUCACCCGUUGCCUGUCACAGCUGCAUCCCUUCUGCAGUUUUCGGAAAGGUGAAAUAUCCACUUUGUUGAGUUGCCGUUCAAGACAGAAGCUGCCACUUUUAAUGGCUGAAUUUGGCUUUUUUCCCUGGCACUUGGCUCUGUCCUAAGUUCCUUGGUCUCACCAUCUGGUGGACUUUAUUGUUUGUUUUAAUAGCAAGCAAGUCAAACCGGCUUGCUGAAUUGACCGACUUCUUUCAGGCUGAUGGCCACCAAUUCAAAAUCUUCGGUUGUAUUAAAAUCUAGUUCUGAAUAAAUUGUAAGAAAUUACUUUCCUUCAGAAUGCGCUUUAUUGGGGGAUCUGGAUGUGUCUUGAGAAAGAUAUCUGCCUGAAAUCCUGGGAAGUUAACUAUGGUUUCUUGAAUAAACCACAAUUGGCAGGGCUCGCACAAAUAUGCUAAAUCAGAAAAACAGACCGUAUUCUGUGGUUGGGUUCACAUGUUAUGCUAAACCAAAAUGUGGUAUAUUUGGUUUUGGUUCAGUUGUGGAUCUAUGUUUUGGUGUGAACUUAUAACCAAAUGGCUAUUUAGACCAAUGUUUUUCAACCUUGGUCACUUUAAGA
Molecule: messenger RNA, 6253 nt
Organism: Python bivittatus (Burmese python)
Lineage: Eukaryota; Metazoa; Chordata; Lepidosauria; Squamata; Pythonidae
Source: RefSeq, a predicted model, not a curated record